Molecule: messenger RNA, 2361 nt
Organism: Colletotrichum phormii
Lineage: Eukaryota; Fungi; Ascomycota; Sordariomycetes; Glomerellales; Glomerellaceae
Exons: 2
Coding region: 1-2361 (786 amino acids)
Source: RefSeq, a predicted model, not a curated record
AUGGACACGCAUGGCAUCGACCUGAGCUCGCUUAGCGGAUCGGCGCAUUACCGCGCUGAUCCCACGUUCCACGGCCGGGAGUCGCCUGAGGAUUCCCCAAGAGACGCGGAUGCGCUUCACCACCACGGAAGCGGAGGAGGCGGAGACCAGCGCCAUGAUGCCCGUGCCGGCCUGCUGCAGAAUGUGCAAGAAUCUAUCUACGAUGGGAAUCGCUCACCUCCUCCCGGCGCACAGCAGCAGUACGAUCAUGGUCACGAGCACGAGCCCCCGAAACCGCCGCCUUAUGUCCCGGCGAAUUACCUAGGCCCGCCAAAUGACAACAACAAGCCGUUCCGGAUGAAAAGACCUCACUGCAGCUGGCACUCAUCAUGGAAUAUGUAUCUCUGGCUCUUGCUCGGCAUCGCCUGCGCCAUCGGCCACCACGUCUACUACCACGCCCUGGACGGCCAACCUGCGGACGAUCAGGUGCGCAUGUUGCGGUACGGGACGAUCCUUGCUUUCGCAGCCAAGGCGAGUCUGGGCGCCGCCGUAAUAUCGGCGCUCCAGCAGCGGAUUUGGACGACUGUGAGAUCGAGGUUCAUGAGCAUUGCCGCUCUGGAUUCCAUGUUCGCUGCAACGGAGAACGUUAUUGCUUUUGUAAAUUGGGAGUUCCUCAAGGGUGCCAAGGCGGCUGCUGCUUUGGCCCUGUUCGUGUGGCUUUCUCCUCUGGUGGUCAUUCUCACAGCCAACACUUUGCUUGUUGAGCCCAAGACCAUUAUGCAAAACACCACCUGCCCAGCCGUCCGCAGUCUGAAUUUCGCGAGGGAGGACACCCACGAUUGGCGAAAACCCAUCAAGAUCGAUGGCCGUUAUGAGAUGCCACUGUCCAUCUGGAACUCCACCAAGCCGGCGGACUUGGAGCCGGAAGGGUGGUUCGACUAUUACACCGGGCCAAGUCCCAACUUUCAGCAGACCGCGACCCUCGGAGCUUUCUUGCAGGAGGUUGUCGCGCGGAAGAACGCAUCGAUGGAGGUGUGCAGCAAGGGCUGGAACUGCACCUUUGAGGUAGACUUCACCGCCCCAGGAUACAAGUGCAGCGAACAGGCUAGAGGCAUCGGAUCGACGCCGGCGAACCUCACACAAGAGUCUGGGCAGGCUCCACCGCCGUUCGGAACAGAUAUUCUCAUUCCUGAUGGGACGUAUGCCUAUUACGCCUUCACGAGCGGGGGAGAGUAUUCCACCACACAGAUGAAAGAUGUUGAGAUUGGGGGUAUUCCGAAGAUGGAUCCGCCGUAUCCUGAGUACAUGGGAGCUCUUCGCACGGAACCGGUCAUUUGGAUAGGCCACGUCGUUCCGCCCGACGCGGAGCAUCCAGCUUCUUCCAAGGAGGAAGAUGAGUUGAUGCAAUAUGUACCCAAGAUCUUUGCGUGCGAGCACUAUGUCACAGAGUAUACUGCCGUCUUCAACUAUACCGACACUACGCAGUCAGCAUACAUGAAGAAACACAAUUUCACCAUACCUAUCAUCAACACGACCUACAUCCCUGGUCUUGACGCAAACGACGGCACAGCAGACAACAUAACGGCGACCCCGAAGGAGAAUUACGUCGUCCCCCAAGACGUCGAACGAUACCGCCGCAUCGCCGCGUACCAUUCCCUAGGCUUCAUGCUCCGCAAGUUCCUCAACGGCACCGUGCAGAUUGACAAACAAUCCGCAAAUCCAAUGGCCAACACGGAAGCCAUCCAGACCAAGCUCCUCGACCCACGCAACAAUUAUUUCCCCGUCUUCGACCUACAGGACAUGGUUCAGGAGUUCUACGAGGACCUCAUCCUCUCCAUCUUCUCGACCCCGCAGUUCCUCCCCGUCGUGUGGGCCGCUCAUCCGGAUGAGGUCUCUGGCGGACUGCGCGAGGGCGGCGUUGACGGGAAUCACUCGGCGUACCGGUUUGACUGCCAGAAGUCGCGCAUGGCUAAUAUGUACAGUUAUCACGCCCGCGACCUGUGGAUAGUGUACUCGAUCGCUAUAUUCCUAGCCAGUUUAUGCGUGACAGUCGGCGCGCUAGCGGUUAGGGAGAAUGGAGGUGUUUUGAGAAACACGCGCUUCUCCAGCGUCGUGGCGGCAACGAGAGGCCCGGCAUUGGAAAAGGUGAACUGGGAGGGCCCGGAUAGAGACCGGGGCGAUGUUCCAAGCGAUGUGAAGAAGCUGAAAGUGGGAUACGGCGUCAUGGGUUCGAACGUUGGCAGCGGAAUGGGUCCAGAUGGAGGGAGAUACCCCCGGGCAAGGGAUAGCAUGCUCUGGUCACCAAGCGAGAUCAGAUGUGGGUUUGGACUGGAGGGUGAUGUUAAUCAGAGGAGGAAGGAAGGUUCCUUAUUUCACCGAUAG